Molecule: messenger RNA, 1767 nt
Organism: Drosophila biarmipes
Lineage: Eukaryota; Metazoa; Arthropoda; Insecta; Diptera; Drosophilidae
Exons: 1
Coding region: 1-489 (162 amino acids)
Source: RefSeq, a predicted model, not a curated record
AUGAACAACAGCAGCAGCAGCAGCAGCUUUCCUUUAGCCCAGGCGCAGGACGAGGACGGUGAUGAGACGGCCGAAUACGAGAAUCUGGCGCGAGCAGCCGGCGGCUACAUGGAGGAGGCCGAUCAUCUGCUGUCCUACCACAGCAGCAGCAGUGCCGCGGACGUCGAGGUGGACGAGGUCCUGAUGCCCGAACUGGCCAACGCCACGGCUCUGGACUGCGGCAACUUUGUCGACUACGAUGAGUUCAACCUGUGCCUGAACAACAUUCUCAGCGAGGAGGACGACAGUGGCAGCGGUGCAGGAGGUGGUGGCGUUGGCGGAGGAGGCAUGGCAAUUAAACACCAGGCGACGUGGCGGGAUGCCGGCGACGUGCUCAACAUUGUGCAGCUGAACAACGACUUGGGCCUGAGUUUCCAGGAGUUCGCCAGCGAGGCGACGACGGCGGAUGAGCAGCGCUCCGCCAGCAGCAGCUCGCCGCAGCUGGCGUAGUGCAGUCGGAGCACGGACGGCUACUUGUAUAUAUCACACGCACUGAUACCGAACGCUUUCGUUUGUAGUUCAUAGUCCUAGUUUCCGUUGAGGAUUUUGUAUAGUUAGUGGUAGCCACAAGUUGCAAUAAUGUUGCGUCUCAUAGCGAGCAACAUCACACCCAGACACUCUUACACACACAACACGCAGACGGACGGUUGCAAGCGCCAAUUUACACUUUGUUUUCUGCCCCCAGUCCGAGUUUAUCCCCGAGAAAGAAGAUCCACCCAUUGGAAAUGAUUUGCUAGUCAAGUGAAACAGGCAAUUUAUUGUGUAGCUCAGAAGAUGAAAAUUUGAACAAAUUAGUUGAGUAACGUAUUUGAGAAGCUCCCAUAAAACUAACGUAGAAUAGAUGGCUGAAACUGAAAACUGAAGGAAAACGAAACAUCUCCGAACACACUUUCUCACGCAUGCAUAGUUUAGUUUGAAAAAAUCCUAUUUCCAUGGACCGCUCUGUAAAUAUAUUUUGAUUCUUCACAAUCCAACAUGAACACACAUUUCUAGCUUUAGGUUGUCUUACUUUUACGCGCUGCGCCCAGUCGAAAGUCGUCUAUAAGAAGCAGGUCCGUUGGAUCGAACAGAUCAGAGCAGACCGCACGUUUACUUUAGGUUUUCUAGUUUUUUGUAACAUUUAACAUAUGAAUAUACAGUACAGUACAUACAGAUAUAGCGUAUUAGUUUCCGUAAGCUUGCGUUGUUUCUAAAAUUUGUUUUUUAGUUUUAAAUGCUCUAGCCUAAGGACAGUAAUCUUAACGCGAAUUCUUUACCAACAAUAUAUGCACAUGGAAACCUAUGCAAUAAGUUAGUCAAAAAUGUAAAAAGGCCAAGCACCACCACAAAAAUGAAAACAACACAAAACCUACAAAAAACAAAAAAAAAUACAAAAAUAUAAUGGGAAAUGAGUGGAGAAUAUUGAGAAGUCGCCUAGUGUUUGUCGUUUUGCAACGUGAGAAAGAACUAUAUAAUGUUAUAUAUUUUGCAUAUGCAGAACACAUAGGAAACAAAGGGAUAUCGUGAAAAAGAAACCACACAAACAAACAAAAAGUUGUAUUGUAUAUAAGGCAGGCUCUAUUUUUGCUAAAUGUUAUUUGAACAAAUAGGGGAAAACAAAGAGUAAAGUAAUUGAAGAAAGCAAAGGUAAAGCGCUAGACAAAACACAAAACAACAUUAUAUAUUGUUCAAUAUUAUUAUUACCUUAUAUAUAUUGUAUGAUUGCUACAUAAAAUAAUUCUUUUGAUA